Messenger RNA from Hyaloscypha bicolor E, 5940 nucleotides. RefSeq lists its product as uncharacterized. The record is from RefSeq and is a predicted model, not a curated record. The transcript has 4 exons. NCBI's taxonomy places the organism in Eukaryota, Fungi, Ascomycota, Leotiomycetes, Helotiales, Hyaloscyphaceae. The coding region runs from base 432 to 5507 and encodes 1691 amino acids. Gene Ontology annotation, molecular function: protein binding.
CCAUACACAGCACGCGCAUCCUACGCCCUGUCCCAUCGCAAGGGAAAGUACAUAAGCCCAGCAAUCCACCCUCUCGAAAGCGUUCCUUCCCUUCUUUCCACUCGUCCCUCCUCUCACGCCCAGGCAGCGGCUCGUGUCUCUGCUCCACUCUCGUUGCGAUCGUGCAGCUCUCUGUCGCUCGCCGCACCACUGAUGUUCACCUGGACAUGACGCAGUGUCCUUUUCUUCUGCAGAUUGUCGAAGUGUCUCUGCCAGUCAGAUAGUCGCACAAUAUCUCCCUUGGUUCGUUGUAUUCUGGUCAAAGAUCUCUAUACAAUUGACUCUUGAUGCCUGCUUUUCUUGUUGUCUCAUUUUCCUAGUUGGUGCCGAGGGGCUCAACCCCAGCGUCUCCGAUCCCAAGACCCGAGGCCCUUUCCCUCAUCCACUUCACAAUGGAACCACCAGACAGCGACACAUCUCCGGAUGCAGAUUCUUCAUCAGCAGACUCUACUUCUGCUGACUCGUCUCCCACACAGGCACAGCCAAGCAUCGGAGAAACCCUUGUCAUGCCAGCCAUGGAGGACGCUCCAGUAAUUCAUAACGACGACUCUGCAUCAGAUGUUUCCAUGUCCACAGACUCCGAAGACGAAGAUGACAGCGCUCCGAAUACAAUCUCCAUAUCUGCAACUCCAAUCAUGCAGGAUCUGGCGCAACCAGCCAUUUUGGACGUCGUAAAGCCGAACACGGAAGCCUCCAAGAAGCGGAAAUACUCGGGCCUUACAGAAACAUCCAAUGGGGACAUGCACAAUGCCACACUUCAUGAAAUUCGAAAGCGGCUCAAGCCAGAUGAUAGCCUCCAAUCUCAUUGGACUUCAGAAGGACAUUUGCGCAAGGACAAGUCUCUUUUGCCCCCAGAAAUAUGGCAUCACAUAUUUACAUUUUGCCCUCCAAGAGUUUUGGGUCUUGUGUUGCAAGUCAACAGAACUUUCAAUGCCUAUCUUGAUCCUUCUUCCCCGGGCCAUUCCCGUGAACCACUCUCAAGAUCCGUUCUCCAGAUCUUGACGCCAGAAACAAUUUGGCGAGCUUCCAGACAUCUACAUUUGCAAGGCACGCCAGCUCCCUUGGCUGGGAAAACGGAAUUGGACAUGUGGAAGCUGGCCUGUGGCACCUUAUGCCAGUUUUGUGGCAAGAAAAGACCGACGCAUUCCACAGUCCCAAUGGACCAAUGGCAUCCUGGACCAGGUGAGAACGGCGUCACUCCAGUCUGGUCGUUCGGGAUCCGUGCCUGCGGCUCCUGUAACCAAGCCCGGUCAACCAAGGAAAUCGAUUUACUCCUGUCAUCUGCUAUCCCUUCCCCUCUGAUGACAGCUCUGCCAUUCAUAUUUCUCACCAAUGAACUUCACGUCAUCCCCGCGGCCACUCUCCAGAGCGGGCCACCAACUGGUAUCCAGAUUUCGAAACACUUCUUCAAGCCCCAUAUUGAGAAACUGAAGCAAGAAUUCGAUGAUGUCAAGGCCAUGGGCUCUGCUGCAGCAGAAGAAUGGAUGAAGGGUUUAGAAGGGCGAGGAAGAGAGCGACGGAACGAUGCGGUGCGUUGGGAACGAUGGGAAGUCAGUGGAGGUAUCGCUCGAAUGCGCAACCUGGAGACCAAUGCAUCAUUUCCCCCAGUAACAACAGCAAACGGACACAUUUCACUUUAUCAAGGUCACAACGGCACUCAACAGCCAAAGCCUUUCCAAUCUACCCAACCAGCCCAUCUAUCUUUGCCACUUCCCGCAACUCUUACCCCAAAUCCUCCUCCUCGAUUCGACUCCCCUUCUCAGAAUGGGUUCUCGUCUUACCCUUCUCGCAUGCAACCCAGACACGAGAGAACAAAGGAAGAAGUCGCGGAACUAAAGGCAACAAGACGAGCAGAGAUUGAGAGAAGGUGCAUGCUCCUAAACCCUCCUAUAACAGCUGGUGUUCUAGCACACAUGGCUUCAUUCCAAGCUGCCAUUCAAAUCAUCCAACCUCUAGAUGAUGGCGCCUGGGAAGUACUGAAGCCAAGACUACUAUCACAGCGGGAAGAAGCUGAACAGCGAGAAAAUGACCGCAUUGCUCAGACCCGAGUGGUUCAGGAGCGUUUCGAUGAGCGUCGCUUCCAAGACAUGCAAGCCAAGUCGGAUUCCAAAGACCUUGUGGAUAGGGAAUGGGAUGACAUCCAGGCCCCUUUGCGUGCCCGGAUUGGUGGGUAUGCUGACGAAAUUAUCCGUGACGGCUGGAACAACGGCGAAAAGGUAUCCCAUGAUACUGCUCCAUUGUUUGCCUCGGAGGUCUUGAUCUACGUCCGGAAGAGAUUCUAUGCAGAAGUAGCCAAGGAUGAGGCGGCGGUUCGCGCCACGGGCCGGGAACCGGAAUUGGAUCCUCCAAAUGGUCCAUACACCCGGAAACUCAUAUUGGAGAACAUGAAAUGGGUUUUCGACACCAAAAUCAAGCCACAUACGGAACCCUACCGUAAGGAACUAUUUCUUUGCAAUGCUUGUGAGUAUCCCUCCAAGUACUACGGAUUCGAAGGCGUCAUCCAGCACUAUGCCGCGAAGCACACCACUGCUUUGAGUGUUGGGAGCGUAGUUGUUCAUUGGAAAUCGGAAUGGCCAGAAUACCCUCCAUUCCAUCCCGACCCAAACAAUAUCAACGUCGCCCCGUAUUAUGCAGCUGCACCGAAUGCCGGCACUCCAUACGUUGGUGCGGGUCCUUCCAUGCAGCAGAAUUAUGGUUAUGGUGGGUAUCAGUCAGCACCAGUUUCUGCACCGAUGUCAGGUCCCAAUCCGCAUGUCUAUCAGGAAAGCCCAGGGCCGUAUUAUGGUCAUCCCCAAUUUGGUGAACCAUAUUCUGGCCAUCAGAAUGGUCCCUACGCGCCUCCGCCAACAUACCCGGAUAAUUCUCAGGGAUAUCAAACUCCGCAGUAUUCUGUUGCACCUCCACCAGCUCCUCUCCAAAGUUAUAACGACCCAUCCCAGGACUACUCCCAACAAAGCUUUGGUGGCCAGUAUCAGCCAAUGGGUCCAAAUAUGUACACAUCUCCCCAUACGGGCACAUUGUAUUCAACCACAGUUCCGGACGUACCAGCCCAACAACCGAGUUACCCGCCGCCAACAGCCCAGUAUGGACAACCCUACAGCCAACAGCCUGCCUAUCCGCUAAAUAACUUUGCCCCAGGACCACUACCUCCGCAGAAGACCGAAGAGUACAUGACCCAGCUUCAAGAAAUAGCCCGGAACGCCCGCGAGGUUUGGACUACCAUUGGGAAUUUAAAGGAUGUUCCAGGAGCACUGAAGGUUUACACUAUUAUUUACCACCUAUUGCAGAGAUUCCGUGCCACUUUCCAAGAAGAUCCACCUCUGGCGAUGAUUGUUGAUGGUCUGUCCAACAACAAAGACAUGCGGCCUGUUCGGAAUAUUAAUGGUCUCUUAUGCAAGGCUUGUUCAUUAGGUAUGGCAGGAUCGUCAUCCGCUACACAAAAGAAGCGCUUUUCUUUUCCUCAGCUUGUCAGCCAUUUCCUUUCGGUCCAUGAACAAGGGAUCUCUCAGAAUACCCAAGGCAAUAUUCCGGACUGGACCAAAGAUAUGGUUGAGCUUCCAGAUAUGUCGGAUUUGAGGUUAACAUCCUCUUCCCCUGGAAUGGAUGAGAACAAACUCAGCCUCUUCACCGAAGCACUCCCGGAGCUGUUCGCUGUUCCUCCCCCUAACAAGGGCGAUAUGCACAAUGGAUCGGUCCAGCAUUAUGAAAACAUUGCCGACCGAACUGAGUUCCAAGAUCUCGCCCCAUCUGUGGAUAACCAUGAGAAGUAUUACACCACAGUUGAUAGUGGGCGACCAUCAGAAACCGGCAGUGUGACUUAUGAUAGCGGAGAAUAUGAUCCUCGACAUCCGGGGGACCUUCCGAUGGAACCUCGUCAACAGUACAAAGCACCGCGGCGGAACCGCCAUCCUAGGCAACAUGAGCGAAGGGCAAUGGAUCAGCCGUCCUAUAGAUACGACCCACAGGACGAAGAACCACCGCAAGGGGUUUAUGAUGAUCUACCAGACCGCUCAUACAUCGAACAGAGGCCACUCUCACAACCUCCUCGAGCUCUUCCACAUGCCGCCGACUAUGAGCGUGUCAUCGUCCGUGAUGAGCCGCCGCUCUACAUGGACAGACCACUUCGCUUCCGAGAUUCAGGGGAAAUUGAAUAUCGCGUCAAACGUGAGCCACAUGUCUUGGCCUAUGAUGAACCCGACCCAGUUCCUUUGGCAAAGGACUAUCGACUUGCAAAUUCAUAUGCAUAUCAAUCCAAUAGACAGGACAUGCGUGUAAUUCCACGCGACCCACAAUCCAGGUCCGACCGUCUGCAGCCAGCAGAGGAUGCCACGGCUCAGCAGAAUCGCAUUUUCGAAGUUGUGGCACAGAUCUCUCAGCAAGCACAGCAGGCUCGAGAGCGCCAGCCAAACAAAGAAGAACCAACUGAGGCUGGUUCUGAAGAUGGCGAAGUCCGAGCCGAUCCCAGAUCGAAGCCUGAGAAUGGUCAUACGGAUCCAUCCGACGAAGCCAGCCAUGCCGCUGAGCGGUUUUUGAACGAGUUCCAUCCUGGCGAGAAUGAGGAUGAGGCCACAAAGAAGAGAGAAGAUGCAGAGCGUCGCAGAGAUGAUGGACUAAGGAUAAAGUGGGAGUCUGAACGGGGUAAGAGGCACUUGUACCAAGCACCGGCAGAGCCCCUGCGACGCAUCCGUGACGAGUACGAUGAAGAUCACCGGAUACUCCCUAGUGGCGGACGGCUCGUCAAUCCUGGCAUGGAGGAAUUGGGACACGAUGGGUAUAUUGUCCGUGAACGGAUUCCAGCGCUACGGCAGCCACGAGUCCAAGCGUACGAAGACCGAUAUAUCAGUGGCAUUCCGGAGCAGGCGAUGCCGCGAGAGCGAUCACCCGAAUUGGUUGAUCGUCGAUACAAGUUGAAUAAUGUUGUCUAUCGCGAUGAGCGACAAGGUAGCCAUGGCACUCACCGAACACCAAGCAGAUAUGCUCGGUACGAGAGUGUCCGACUCGAGAACGACCGCGCGCGUUCAAGGUCACCAGUAUACGUUAAGGUGGGCGCCCAGCCAGCACAGUAUCGAGAGCGCAGUCCAGCUGCUCCCGUCUUGCGCCAAGAGCCCAGCUAUCGCACCCGGACGCCUCCACCAGCUGCCGAAGAGCUUGCUUAUGAGAGAGCUCCUCGUCAGGAAUAUUACCGCGUCUACGCUGAUGAGCCUCGACCCCGCGAGCCUCAGUACGCCGAGGCGUUCGAAUACGUCCGAGUAUCCGACCCGCAAGGCGAUUACAUGAUUCGGAGACCAGUUCGUCGAGAGCCUGAGCCUGUCUAUGCCACUUACGAAGAGGACGCCUAUACUCGACAACCAGUCUACGAGAGCCGAGCGCCCGCCUCGCGACCAGAGGCUACCUUCUACGAAGAAUACGAUCCUCGCCACCCCGAGCCUCCUCUUCAAGCGCCAGUUCGUCAGGUCAGGUAUCAGUAGAUGGUCAAGAAGGGGUCUUCAUCCAGAAAAGUGCUUUAUUAUUUUCCCUUCCCUGUAUAUUAUUCGAUGUAACCUUCGUUCAUCGCUGCUUCUCCUCCAUCUCAUUGCAUGUCACUCCCGCUCCUCCUCUACCUGUUCUAACUUCCUUUGGCUAGCGUGCACCUUGUCCUCGUUUGUACAAUCAAACUCAUUGUACAGUGUAUACUUGCGAAGUUGCGGAAUCUUCUACUUGUACAGAUUCAUUUCAUUCCAUCGCCAAGAGGGAUUGCAGAAGCAAUCUGCCUCUCGUUUCCGGGAGUUACUUAAUGAGUGGUUGGGGAGUUUUUGCAUGACCAAAGUACCCUAGAAGGUCAGGGCAAAAUUUCGUUAUAUCGAUGUCUUUUGCUGGCGGUUUACAGAUGUAUCAUAGUGCGAAACAAAAAAUACUACAUAC